ACUCGUAUACGUUCGUCGACUCUCGGAUGAAAGCAGGCCUCCCUUCCAACCGCGGAUCGUUAAAAUCUUUUACAAUUACAACAUUGUAACGAAGUUACAGUCCAUUACCGGCUCCCAACCGCAGGGAACGAGCUCUCCUGCAUUGGACGUUAAAUGGACUAUUUAUUAGCGUGAAAAUUACAAGUCGGCGGGUGCACCUACAACGGGACAAGGUUCGAAAAAUCGUUCCUUGUCGCGGCAAAGUAAUCACACCUAGAUUUUCCCGUGGAAUUUGGAAAUUUCUCCGAAAAGCGACCGUAAUUUCCAUCCCUACGUUAUUGCCGCGGAAAUUCUCUCCUCGGCGUUCCUCCUCUGCCCCGUGGAGAUGGCGGGGAAGGACGGGAAGGUGGAGCCCGGGGGAGUGGACGUGGUGCGACAAGGAUUCAUGGUGAAGAGGUCCCAAAAUAAGAAGCGGUUCACGCCGAUUAAUUACAAGCAACGCUGGUUCGUCCUGACGCGCCGCCACCUCGUCUACUACGAUGGCGACGGUGAGCGCCGCAAGGAGAGGGGCCGCAUAGCCAUCGAGAGCGUGCACGUGGUGGAGACGGCGACUCUCGGGGCCAGGGCCGGGGGCGGGGGCGGCGACGUGGCCGGGGGCGAGGCGGGGACCGGGGGAGGGGGUGGAAUACCCCCGGGCCUCCCCUUCCAGGUGGGGUACCGCGAGGCCGGCCAGGAGUACACCCUCUACCUCCUGGCCCCCCGCGAACAGGACCGCGCCGAGUGGAUCCGCGCCAUCAGGGCUGUGUGCAGCGAGAACCCCGGGCUGAGCGGACGAUACCACGCGGGCCUCUGGAGCGGAAAACGGUGGUCCUGCUGCAGGCUGUCGACCCGCUCGGCGGAGGGCUGCGACACCUGCAGCUCCUGGGCUUCAAAGCCGGCCAACUCCUCCAACUCGGCGUGCUCCGUUCCCGCCGUCGCCGCGGCUGCGACUGCGGCUGCGACUGCGACCGCGACCGCGGCCGAGCGGCCGCUUCCCGCACCUGCCGAGGCCAACAAUAAUCCCGUCGUCCAGCCCCAGGCCCGCUCGACUAUCGGCACCCCGUCCACGCCAAUAAUGCCAGGCGGUGCCCCUGGGACACCAUCUUCCAAGGCCAAGGACAAACUGAUGAUGAGGACAAAAGUGGUCGUGGCUCUCUACCCUUUCCGAGCCAUCGAGGGAGGGGAUUUAUCUCUUGAAAAGGGCGCGGAAUACGAAGUGUUGGAUGACUCCCAGGAGCACUGGUGGAAAGUCAAGGACGAGCACGGAUCGAUCGGAUACAUUCCUAGUAAUUACGUAAAGGAGAAGGAGCUUUUAGGUCUUCAAAAGUAUGAAUGGUACGUGGGGGACAUGUCGCGCCAGCGAGCCGAGUCGUUGCUUAAGCAGGAGGACAAAGAAGGUUGCUUUGUCGUGCGCAAUUCUUCGACGAAGGGACUCUACACGCUUUCCCUCUACACAAAAGUACCGCACCCCCACGUGAAGCACUACCACAUCAAGCAGAAUACCAGAGGGGAGUUUUACCUCUCGGAGAAGCAUUGCUGCGGUUCCAUUCCCGAUCUUGUGAAUUAUCACAGGCACAACAGCGGGGGAUUAGCCAGCCGAUUGAAAACCAGCCCUUGCGACCGCCCGGUACCACCCACCGCAGGACUGAGCCACGACAAAUGGGAGAUUGACCCAGCGGAGCUUCACCUUCUGGAAGAGCUUGGCUCGGGGCAAUUUGGGGUCGUACGAAGAGGGAAGUGGCGAGGUUCCAUCGACGUGGCCGUCAAGAUGAUGAAGGAAGGCACGAUGUCGGAAGACGACUUCAUAGAGGAAGCUAAAGUGAUGACGAAACUACAGCAUCAAAACCUAGUCCAGCUCUAUGGCGUUUGCAGUAAGGAUAGGCCAAUAUACAUAGUGACGGAAUACAUGCGACAUGGAUCUCUCCUCAACUACCUCCGACGUCAUGAAGCGACUCUUGGCGCUAAUGUUGGUCUUCUGCUGGAUAUGUGCAUACAGGUCUGCAAAGGAAUGGCGUACUUGGAAAGGCACAAUUACAUUCACAGGGAUCUUGCGGCACGAAACUGCCUGGUUGGCUCCGAGAACGUGGUCAAAGUUGCAGACUUCGGUCUGGCUAGGUACGUGCUAGAUGACCAAUACACCAGCAGCGGAGGCACCAAAUUCCCGAUUAAGUGGGCACCACCGGAAGUUCUCAACUAUACUCGCUUUAGCUCGAAAUCCGACGUCUGGGCUUAUGGUGUUCUCAUGUGGGAAGUGUUCACCUGCGGGAGGAUGCCCUAUGGCCGUCUAAAGAACACCGAGGUGGUCGAGCGGGUUCAACGAGGAAUCAUUCUGGAGAAACCUAAGGCUUGUUUUAAGGAAGUGUACGAGGUAAUGAGAAAAUGCUGGGCCCACUGCCCGGAGGUGCGGCCAUCUUUCCGCGUGCUGAAGGAACAGCUGAUCAACGUGUCUCAGGGUCUGCUCAACGAUUGACUCAACCUUCUGCGUUGCAUGCGCCUUUCGUCGCCCUCGGGCCGGUCCAUCCUGGAGCCGAAGCGCCCAUCCUUGAGCCCCUCGCCCUCGAUCCUGCCCUCCUCGAACUCGUCCUACAACUCCGCCACCUUGCCGGCCUCCCACAAGAUCAGGGGCCCGGCUUCCCUGCCCUCCUCGGCCGACGCCCUCCAGCUCGUCUCCUCGUCUUCCUCCUCGUGCAAGCAACCGACCAAGAGGGAGGGCUCGUCCUCGCCGAGCACACCCGGCCACACCGCUAGUCAGCCCUCCUCGUCCUCGAGCUCCUCCACCGUCUGUGACAUUUGCAGUUCCUCCGGGCACCCGUGGAUCAAGAUCUGCAAGGCCGUCAGGGCUACCAAAGGCAAAUGAGUACGUCUAUUGAUUAACCUAUUAGCUGGACUUUGCUGCGCUCGGAGGGACCCCGACGCCUCGUGACGUCUGCUCCUCUUCUAGGACCUCUUCGGCUUCGAAAAAUGUCCUGACGGUGCCGGUACUCAAGGUGUUAAGGAUGAUUUCACGGGAACCGAACGAUUGUUGGUACUUUUUAUUAGCGUUAUCGAUCACUGUAUAGUACUCCCAGGACGCGUUUGACAACGAAUACACAGGUUUUAUGAAUUUUAAUUUUAUACCGUCUUCCUAGUUUCUCUCCCCGAAUUACGCGACAGGUACCAUAAUUAAGGACAAUUACAUCUCGAAUCAGUAAAUGAUUUCCCUUCGAGCGUAGCAACUCGGCAGAAAUUGUUGUUCCUCGCGAAACAUUUCAGUGCGUAGCGCAUGCAUUAAUUACUGUAAACUCGGUCCUUUUCGACCGAGGCACGCAAUAAUAGGUUAAACAAUAAAUCUAGAUUUUUGCCUUAUUACGGGCAGUGGCCCCUUGACAUUGUAAAUAUUAUUUAAGGCUAGCGUAAGGCAACGGCGACUGCGUUUGAUAACUUCGACGCAUCCGAACAACAAUCAGUUAUUAAACGAAAUAAUAAUCAAAUGCUUCUCUCUUUCGGAAUCUUGUUCCUGGACGAUUUGCUCGUAUUGAUCGUAGAACGUUCCACGAUGAUUAUAAACGGUUAAUUUUAUUUUCAUGGCGGUCCUUUAAUUUUUAAGUUCGAAGCAACGGAUUGUAAUUCAACAAAGAGAUAAUUCAUUUCUUUUUCAGAAUUGACUUAACUAGCCAAAAAAGACGACCGGCUAGUUCCUCGAUUAUUCUUCUUGCUUACACGAGCACAAACUUGUAAAUAUCACACGCUUAAUUUUUCACUGAUUUUGCAACUUCGUGUUCGGUGUGUUUGUUGUCUGGACGAUAGUGUCUUAAUUUCUAGUUCGUAUAACAUUACUGCCAGUUUGUUACUUAAAUGUUUACAAGGAAUACGAUACAACGAAGCUUCCUGGACGUUCAGACAAUGAAGGAACUAUUUGUUAACAAAGUUAUACGAUCAAUAACGUGCACUCGCUCAAAAACAUUAUUCGGGAGAGAUUAUGUUUGAACAAUGCGUGUGACUGGACAUUACUUGGCACGUAAUCAGCAAUAUUGUUUAUCGGACGUAGCACGUGCUUAACGUUGUCGCUGAGUCUGCAAACGGAUUCCCGUAUAAAUAUUAAAUCCAUUACUAAUUAUUUCAAUGACAACUAACUUAGAAUUACGCGACGUCAAUUCCCUCGAAACUAUGUGUGCUACAAUUACUAGGUACAUACAAAAUAGCCCAUUCCACAAAUGGAAGUAAGCAAAAAAAUUUGAUUCGAACGUAACGUCGAAGGAUUACAUUUUCUUCACCGCGUGAAAUUAUUAUUACAACAUCCACGUUUGGUUCUUAAAUUAAAUUCUUGCCAUGUAGAAUUUAUGCAUGCGUGGUGUAAAUAAGAAAUGUAAUGUACGACCGUAGAAUGAACAAGACAUACAUGUAUCACGUACAAGACGCAACUAUUGACUAAAUGCGUAUUUUAUACACGUAUGUAUCUGUGCAUUCGACUUAAAUGCGUGUUUUCUAUUAUGUAACAAUUGCUCAUUGUUAUGUGUAAUUCGUACGUUCGAGUUUCACAUCGGUUAACAUGUCACGGCUGUUGCGAACUGCAAUCGACAUAGCCAAAGACACUUAAUGCACUUGUCAUGCAAUCAGUAUGCACAACUUAAAGAUUUUAUAUUUAAAUGGAACAGCCCUUGCACUUUUUAGAACAUGAGAAAAUUUCCUUUUUCUUCCCCGCUUGCAGAUUCAACGACUCGAUUAAUGAGUGGUUACACGUUCGUAUUUGUAAUCGAUUGGAUGAAUUUAUAAUACGGACCCUGUGAAGACAAUAUAUGCGAGUCCUUACAGCAUAAGCUAGUCUUUACUUACUAAUGUAAGUGCGAACGACCGAAUGCACCGAGAGUGCUUCAUGAACUUUUCCAUAUCCAUCAGGUGUGCUUUGUUUGAAUGAUGGAUCAAGUCAGUGGUAUAUCACAGAUUUUCCGAUAAAAUUCCCCGAAACUCUGGGCCUGAUAAUGAAAAUUCGACAAGAGUUAAGUUAAUAUAUAUAUAUAUAUCAAUUGCAAUGUGAUUGUCAAUGGUGUUUCCACGCUGACUUGUAAAGUGUCCGAAUAUUCGGGUGAGGAGUACCCCGACUUUGGGUAAACCCUGUAAAGUAAUUAAACAGUGAUAUUUUCCCUAACUUAGAGCGUAUGAAGUGCGUUACUUAGCAUUUAACUUAACUCCGGGAGGCUAGCAGAAACUCCGAUAAAUUUGAAAGUUACUAAAAAAAGUAGCUAGCUAAAAUACUUCCGACAUCAUCCGCCAUCUUGGAAGUAUCGAGUGGUUGGAAUAGUGAAUUUAUUUUAUAUGUAUAAUUGAAUAUUUUUAGAUACAUUACCCGAGCGAUGUAUUCAGAUUAUUCAUUGAAGAGGACCGAUAAAAUUGCGCAGAAGACAGUGCUCCCCACAACGGUUUAGAAAAUGCAAUUUCCCGGUCUUCUAACAUUCGAGUUCUGUAAAAAGAAGAAGGAUAAAAAAUGGUAAUCGGUUUGUUUAAGGGUGGUGAAGAUUUACCCGUGGAAACGUUGCGAAGGGUGAUAAAUAAUAUUGAUUUCCUGAAACAGACAUCCAUUAUCGAAACGGAACGAGCACGUGCUUGCUCUAACCCACCCUCCGAAAGUAAAUCACACGUAACAAAUGUUCACAUUGUUCAUGUGCAUCCGCGAAUAUUUUAAGUGUGAGUGAUUAAUCGACAUGAACUUUUGUCAAGAAUUAAGAUCCGUUAAACGAAACCCGAUCGCUCGUUCAGACUGACUCGAGCAUUUACUACCUUUCUACAUUUCUUAAUGAUAGAAUUGUAUAAAUGUUGGAAGAAAAAAAGAAAAAAAAUCAUAUACCACGCUAGAAGAGUAAUCUUACGAGUAUAACGUAUGACUUAAACGUCUACAACAAUAGCCGGACACUUAAACUGUAACGUACACUCCCUACUCAUGUGUUAACAAAUGAUUUCGCUUAACGUUAAACAAAUUACGGCGAUGUAUCGGAUUAGUGUUUAAGGAUCGGUAAUGUAAGUCGCUUUGUAUAUAUUAGCGCAUUCACGUUUAGCAUAGAAGAUUGUCUCCCCGCGUGUGUGACUGUCGAAGUGAAUAUUGCAAUAAACUAAUUGCGUCAUUACGUACGAGCCUUAAAUAGCGAUACUAGAGAUUUUCCACAAAGAGUUAUGUGUACAUUGAUCGAUGGAACUCAACGAAAUAUCAUGAAUAUUUAAAUUCCAACUUUCGGUUAGUCAGAAUCUGUUUGACCUAAAACGUGUGUACUGUACAGCUCGUCGAGUUCCCCGCAGUUUUCUUCGCAUAUAAGUAUAUAAAAUUAAUCUUUCCAACGUUCUCAGAUGCAGAGAAAAAGGAGUCAUAGACACACCUGAACGUAAUAUUUUUUUAAGUACCGAUAUAUAUAACGAGAAGAAAUUAACGGCGUUACCCUCAUCCACAGAGAACGCAGAACUUCAUUGAGCUGGGAGUACAUGCAUACAUUGGGUAUACUUUAAAGGGUCAACAUGACCAUAAAACAUUUUCUUUACAACGAAAGAAAAAGUGGGAACAACUUCUUAGGCUGUUUCAUGCUAUCCGAUUUUUCUUACUAAAUUUCUUUUAUCAUUUCUUCUGUCAUAUCGUCUGGAAAACGAUUAUAGACAUUUUAAAGCUCUGAUAAGUGUAUGAGACUUCGUCCUCAUAAUUAAUUGUCAUUGAUCGACUAAUUUGUAAUUUUAAUCUAAUUUCAAACAACGUUCGUUCCCGCUUGAGAAUUCGAGAAGGCUCCGGAGGUUUUUCUGGACCUCGUUACCUCGAUCGAGUUUUCCGAAGAGAGAUUUAACCGUGACAAUAUUUUUAACGCGUCAUUUUGACGUAUGAGUGAAUCCCAUUCAGAUAGAACUUCCAUUUAGGGAUGCAUGACACUUCCAAAGCGUAAAACAUUAGGUCAUAAUUCGUUCUAACUCUAAGCGAUUCUCUAUGAGAAACGACCAAGCGAUGGUUUUGUACAUAGACUAAGCAACCAUCGCGAAACAUGCUAACGAAGUGUUCGAGGGAUUCUGUCGAAAGCUGUUAAAGUGGGAUCUAGUAAUCGACCUCAAAGUUAAAUAUCAUUGACGUAUUAGAAGAUGAAGUAAUGCUCUUAUCGUAACACGGUCUACCAAGAAUUCUGGGACAACUGACGACAGAAAGGCUUUUAGAAAAUAUUGUAAAUCCAUCCAAAUAUAUCAGAAAUCAUUGAAGUAGUUAAUGGAUAUAGGUACAUUUGUAGAAUAUCGUCUACCGAUCAUCAUCGAAGCGAUUCAAGGUCCUCGGAGACCUCUCCAGUGUAUAUUUCUGUACAAGUCAUUUUUGUAUAGACUCUUCGUGAUUAUAAAACCGACUCUGAGAAACUGGGACAGGGAUUCGUUAAGAUGUGUCAAGCUCCUUUGCAAUUACAAUAUUACAAGACGGUCCAAAGUUUGGACGUACACUUCUCUUUUCUACGUGAUCGAAAUUCACCUUGCGGGGCACGUUUCUAGACACUUUGUAGAUAAAUAGCAUUUUGAUUUCAUCUCGACGUAUCACCAUUAAGCACCGCGUGUAUUUUCCUCGACGAGAGGUGUACCGAACAAUUUAUACAGAAAUAAAGUCGAGCAUGUACUUUAAUACGAGACGCGUCGAUCGUUUCGACACUUGUCUCUCGUAGCGACUUAUAAAUAAAUUAAUAGAUAAUUGAAAAGACGGAGGUCCUGCGAGCCUUACUCGAUGUCCGAAGCACACGACUCUCUGAAGACUGCUUUUGACUAAAAGUGAUCUAUUUUACUAAAAUUCAAUUGCAGUCAAUAAUUUCCUCCUUGACCAACGUGAAGUCAAUUGGUGAUCGAUUGGAGUGGCUUUAAUUGAAAGCAGUUUUAAGAGCGCCAUUAGAAUAUCUUCGGGGUGUCCUGGGGAUGCGAAGACAUCCUUCGACAAAUCACUCAUUCGUAUCACCUUCUAGCACGACUCGACUAAAUAUCACAUGAUCACUUCCUACGUUCAUGACACGAUUAUUACAUAAUGUUAACAAAGAGAGAAUUGUAAUAACUGCUUGUACGUAAUAAAGUAAUUGGUAGAAUUUA
This is a messenger RNA of Orussus abietinus, 8073 nucleotides long. RefSeq names its product tyrosine-protein kinase Btk29A (gene Btk29A). The transcript is spliced from 15 exons. Gene Ontology annotation, biological process: peptidyl-tyrosine autophosphorylation; intracellular signal transduction. The record is from RefSeq and is a predicted model, not a curated record. Gene Ontology annotation, molecular function: ATP binding; protein binding; non-membrane spanning protein tyrosine kinase activity. Bases 365 to 2488 code for a protein of 707 amino acids. NCBI's taxonomy places the organism in Eukaryota, Metazoa, Arthropoda, Insecta, Hymenoptera, Orussidae.